Molecule: messenger RNA, 620 nt
Organism: Caenorhabditis elegans
Lineage: Eukaryota; Metazoa; Nematoda; Chromadorea; Rhabditida; Rhabditidae
Gene: H03G16.7
Exons: 3
Coding region: 8-457 (149 amino acids)
Source: RefSeq, marked reviewed
UUUCAAGAUGGAUGACACAAUGAAUCUAUUGCGUUUGGGAACACGUGUGCAUUUGAUUAUCCAGAACAAAGAGGAAUUGAUCGACAAAUACAAAGCGAUGCUUGAGAACAAUCAAAAUCAUAAGAAUACAUUACGUGAAACAAUUCAAUUGUAUAAAAACCUUAUUCAUCGUUUGCUCGAGAUAGCAGCAAAAGAUCUCGAAACAUCUCAAGAACAAAAAGGUGUUAUAAACAAAGCUUUUGAAGAGCUUGAAUCGACAAAAUCAUUUGCUCAAGACAACGAUCUGGGCAAUAAAUCGGAAGAGAGUUCAUCGAGUGACACACAAGUAGUUGUUACUCCAAAAGCAGCUCCAAUUCCGAACAUUGGCAAUUCUGGAAUGAACAGUGUUAGACGCUCAAGCAGAUUGAAUCGUAAAGUCAUUGAAAGCAGUUCUGAAAUCAAAAAAGCCAAACAUUAAGCAGCCGGUUGGGUAAACGAUAUCAACGAAUCUGGAUUUUGAAAUUUGAUUUUUUUCAAUUAAAUGGUAGCAACAUUUUCUACAUCAUUUUUGCUACUAUGCUUACGUUAUAUUGUGGUCUAAACAAUCUUCCGUUUCUGGAAUAAACUUCUAAAACUGAAAA